AUGGCGACCAAGCUGUGCUGUACGGCCGAGCAGGACGAUCGUUCAGAUUCGCCCGAGCUACCCAACGCCCGCGUCAGUCAGCCUACACCGGUGAACAGGCCGCUUCUACCCAAAGAUGCUAGCUCUCCUAAUUCACCCUUCACGAGUGCCCGUUCGGAAGACCUUCAUGAGCUGCAUGAGAUCUUCCACAAUGCUCGCGACUCCAACGAAGAUCGAGCCAUGCCAAUGCGAACGCUUCGUGCACGCUUCAGCCGUCCUUCGAUGCAUAGCAUCCGCAGUCUACACAAGAUGACGAGUAUGCGUUCACUGAUCAGACGCAAGUUUUCGAAGGAGCUUCCCAAGAAAGCUCCGACUGUUUCAUCACCACAUUUGCAGCCGAGACCAAGGAACAUCACUCCAGCUGCCGGCACUGUCGUUAAGCAGCUGAAAGACGGAACGAAUCAGCAGCUUCAGAUUACCAAACAUGACCUGCGCAAGGAUCUCCUCAGCGACAAGAAGCCUGAUGAGGGCGGUUAUGAUUCAGAUGCUGAGGCACUUGACGAAAUUGCAAACAACAUUGGCAAGAAGUCACCUAUCAAGCACUCGUCGAAGAGAGACCGUAUUAGCGGCGAGCUCAAUGAUGACCUCCCUCCCUACAGCAUCGAUAAACCACACGCCGGUCCUUUCUCCCACCGGUUCAGCCAAGUGUUCAGCACGCCCAAUCUGCGAUCGGAUACGCCUGGUGGAAAGGACAACAGGGUCAGACGAUCGCAUUCGGCUACAUCCAUGGGCUUGCCGAAACCUUCUCCCCUCUCGCCGUUACGACUACCAAGCCUUACCGAUCACGACUCAGCUGGAAUACCGUGGGCUGAGGUGAUGCACAAGAGCCUUCGUCUUUCCCAGUUUCCUGUGCCUCCACGCCACGUCAGCCCAGAAGCAUCCGUUACAACCUUCAACAAAGACGGCCAUAAGCGACACCAGAAACGAAGUAGCUCCACUUCGGUAUCGUCGCACCGAGCUCUUGGAACGACUGCUUCUCCUUGUGGUCGCCUCAUUGAGAUCCGCGUUCAACAGCCAACAUCCACUGCAACCCCAAGGCCGUCUACAUCUAUCAGAGGCACUCUCCGUGGAGACUCGCCGCGUAAAGUACGAGGACAGGCACAUAACAGCGAGGAUAAUGACGAUGAUGACAACCCUCGUCGGUCUGUCCAUCUUUACAGCAUGCGCAUCUCACAUCAUCUACGCUCCGGGUCUCUUCUCUCAUGGGACCAACUUGCCGAUGCACCAGAGCUUCCAACUCCGCCUCGCGCAUUUCGUGAACGCACUCUCUCAGACCAGAGCCGAACUUCCCCACAGAGUAAGCAACUAGCCCGCCAUGACCGGCAAACAUCGAGCUCAGGCUUUGCCAGCUCAAAAGUUCCGAGUAGAUGGGGUAAGGUAUUGCCGAACGAUCUUGACACCCGACCUGAUGUUGCUUCUUCCAUCUACUCAAGUCGUCCCCAAAGCCCACCCGACAGUUUUGGAGGAUCGGUGACGACUCUACCGCGCACUGAUACUGAGAAUCGCCCGGUCAACAUUUCGUCUGCCGACAUACGACAGCCUCGACGUUCUGCUUCCUUUCCUACAGACAACGAAGACACACCAAGACCAGCUAAAAGACAUGGUCUUACCAACCUCGCAACAGUCACUGGCCAUCAGGUCGAGCCUUCGCUUCUUGCACCGCCCGCACCGCUAGCACGCAAGAACAGUGUUGCUGAUACCAAGACCUCCAAAUUUCGAGAAGAGUUCAGCCCAUCUCCACCCAAAAAGAAGAUGACACAGUCGGCAUCUAUCAUCAAAUUCUUGAACCCGAAGCGCCUGAGUCUGCGCAGCCAGAGUGAAGCAAAUCUCCAGUCUGAAGCUUCUUCCUCCUCGGCCGUCGUACUUGCCGCUGUGGAUGGUCCAUCUGACACGCUGGAGCUCCCUGUCAAUCAUGGACGUCGUCAGUCACGGUCAUUGAUUAGCAUGCAGGCUGAACAAGAUGCACUCGGAAAGAACAAAGGCGCCAAUCAUGUAUGGGAUCGCGCUUUGCAAGCGCAUCAAGACGAGAAAGCAUCUCUCUAUCUUCCCAAGAACAGGGACCUCGCUGUUCAUGCGAGCCCUUUCCGCGAGCGCAGCGGCAGCGUUUCCGUGCGACGCAUCAGUGUCGAAGGCCUGGAUCCAGCUAGCCGAGCUGACGAUGGUUCCAGCACGCGGGUAUCGACAUUAAGUCCCCACGCCGGAACACCCGGUGAAGAGCGCUCCGAGGGGCUGUUCAAGAUGGUGUCUCGUCGCAGUGCUAUGAUAGGGCGUGAUGACGUUAGCGUUGGACAAGAAGUGGCAAAUGCAUUUGAGCGGCAGGGCGACAGCACGGAUGUCGUCGGGGCCUGGGGUCGUUAUCCUUCGCACACGCGCCAUGACCGUACCGCCUCUGCAGGGAAGGCUGAUAACGUGCAGCCUCGUGACUUCGCGCUUGAGGCAGCGAUCAAGUUUGCUUCAGCAACGGAUGACGAGGACCUGAUCGAUCCCACAGCGAGAAGACCGUCCACCCCACUGCUGCCUGGCGAGAAGAAGAAAAAGAAGAAGGUUGGCAGUGGUCGUGUAGCGAAGAGCAACUCGAUGACUUUCGGCAAGACUCUCAUGAAAAACUACACCAAAAUGUUUAGGAGUCAGAGCACAGAGUUCCGCAGGCAUGGUAGAGGACACCGCAGUUCCAUCGCAUCUGGCGGCAUUCUUGAGCACCCUGAGCUCGAGCUCUUGCCUGAUGUUUGGGCGGGUGAGGCUCACAGAGACGUUGACACGUACAUCCCAGGUGAUGAGCAGUCUGUGCUGAGGCAAGAAACCUUGAAGAAGAAGGCUAAAUCCAGGAGCAAUCUACGCGCGGAGGAUUCCAUGGCAACACUCCGUCCACGGCGCAACUCGUCUGCGCCCAAUCUCAACGAGAUGUCAUUCGGCGAUGGCGCAGCUGAUGCGCAGCACGCAAACGAUCGAGCACGAGUCUGGUCUACCUACUACGAGAACUGCGUCGAUGCAUACCCGCGUCUGAGUAUGGACACGAACCGAGUCCUCCAGGACUUUGGUCGUCCAAAUCGGCACUCAUUCGAUAGCAGGCAGAUGUCCGUGCACUCACGCACUUUACCUACUCAUCUGCGGAAGCACACGCGCAACGCUAGCCAGAUGAGUCAGAUGAGCAACGGAAGUCGGGCCAGGAGCUUCGGCUCGCUGGGUCAGGAUGACAGUGCUUUCGAGGAACGGAGCUUAGUCAGCGUUAGGCGAAGCACCAUGGAUCUGAUCUCCAAGUUCAAACAGCAGGAGGCUACGGAGCAUGAGAGAAUCUUGUCCUUCAGCAGGAUGGACAGUGGAAAGGCGCGGGAGAGUGCGACGGCUCAGUGA
Molecule: messenger RNA, 3390 nt
Organism: Alternaria infectoria
Lineage: Eukaryota; Fungi; Ascomycota; Dothideomycetes; Pleosporales; Pleosporaceae
Exons: 2
Coding region: 1-3390 (1129 amino acids)
Source: RefSeq, a predicted model, not a curated record